AUGGCCCAAAACCCUUCCGAAAAAUUGCUCCUGGGUGCCCAGAUGUCGAAGGAGUUCCUCGGCGAAGAUCUUUUGUCCAAUCUACGAAAUAACGCCAGGGACGACAUAUUCACUAAGGCGAGUCAAGAGUACAUCGCUGAAGUUUGCUUCUCGAGCUACGCGCGCCCUGGCUUGAAAUUUCGUGAACGGUCAUUGAUGAAUAUCGCUAUGCUCACGGCUUUGAAUCGAGGACCUGAAUUGCGCAUCCAUAUCACUGCAGGGCUUCACAACGGUCUCACAGAGGAGGAAAUAUGUGAAGCCUGCAGACAUGCUAUGGUCUAUUGUGGCGUUCCUGCUGGAAGGGAUGCACUUGCGAUUGCGAGUGAGGUUGUCAACUCGCAAAAGGAUCGAAGCGAUGUGUAG
Molecule: messenger RNA, 402 nt
Organism: Penicillium expansum
Lineage: Eukaryota; Fungi; Ascomycota; Eurotiomycetes; Eurotiales; Aspergillaceae
Product: Carboxymuconolactone decarboxylase
Exons: 2
Coding region: 1-402 (133 amino acids)
Molecular function (GO): peroxiredoxin activity
Source: RefSeq, a predicted model, not a curated record